Messenger RNA from Gastrolobium bilobum, 2428 nucleotides. Its product is annotated as AUGMIN subunit 8-like. The record is from RefSeq and is a predicted model, not a curated record. Lineage: Eukaryota; Viridiplantae; Streptophyta; Magnoliopsida; Fabales; Fabaceae. Gene Ontology annotation, cellular component: cytoplasm; centrosome; nuclear microtubule. Gene Ontology annotation, biological process: centrosome cycle; spindle assembly. The coding region runs from base 277 to 2190 and encodes 637 amino acids. The transcript is spliced from 7 exons. Gene Ontology annotation, molecular function: microtubule binding.
CUUUUUAUCUUUUCUUUUUUUGAGACGAAGGAGGUGGAAUCAUUGAUUUAUUUAUUUAGGGUUCUAUUGAUGCGUUGAGAUUCAAGUCCCUUUAUUCUGAUCGGAGGAACUUAUUUAUCAGUAGAAGAUUUAUUGCAGAGAAAAGGAUCUUCUUUCUGGAUAGUGUGUGCUGUUCAUUUAUUCCAUUGAAUGCGGGAUACAUGAUUGCCAAAGCUGCUAAAUUUGGUUUAGUUUUAUGAAAGCUUAUAUCAAUGUGGUCUAAUUGGGAUAGAGUGGAUGGAUGUAUGUGAAUCAGAGCUAGCAUUACGGAAACAUAGAACUGUGGAGACCACAAGAUCACCCUUGGUUCCGGCUGAAAAGAACAAUGCAAUCACCACCCGGCGCUCGGGAACAAGGGAAGUUAGUUCACGGUAUAAGUCACCUACUCCGGCAACCCCAUCUGGUCCUCGUCGAUGCCCAUCUCCAAACCUCACAAGAACAACUCCUGCAUCAUCCAAAUCGCUACCCAAGAGAUCUCAAUCAGCAGAGAGGAAGCGGCCUACGACUCCUCCUUCCCUGCCAAUUCCUUCUACACCCGUCCGAGACUCAUCUGUAGAUGUGAAUUUGUCAUCCAGAAGGGUAGCUGGUAGCCGAUUGGCGGAGACACUAUGGCCUUCCACAAUGCGAAGUUUGAGCGUUUCUUUCCAGUCAGAUACCAUUUCCAUACCUGUUAGCAAGAAAGAGAGGCCAGUUACUAGUGCUUCUGAUCGUACUCUGCGGCCGGCUUCAAACGUGACACACAAGCAGGUUGAAACUCCCAACAUACGAAAGCCUACGCCGGAGAGAAAGAGGAGUCCUCUUAAGGGGAAAAAUACCUCUGAUCAGUCCGAGAAUUCAAAACCAGUUGAUGGCUUGCAUUCUCGAUUGAUAGAUCAGCAUCGGUGGCCAAGUAGAAUAGCUGGGAAGGUAUCUUCUAAUGUAUUAAAUAGAAGUGUUGAUAAUGCUGAUAAGACAACCAGAACGUUGAAAACUUCUGUUCCAGGAACCGGUGUGCCUUCACUGAGAAGACUGUCUUUACCAGGUGAAGGGAGUGGUGUGUCUUCACUGAGAAGAUUGUCUUUACCUGGUGAAGCGAGUGGUGUAUCUUCACUGAGAAGAUUGUCUUUACCUGGUGAAGCAUCUUCACUGAGAAGAUUGUCUUUACCUGGUGAAGCGAGUAAGCCCUUGCAAAAAGCUUCUAGUGAUGCUGCAAGGCUAUUGUUGCUUGUUGAAAGCGGUAGAGUAGGAAGCAGCGAGGCGAAGUCAGUAGAGGACAGCUUCCAGUUAUUAAGGCCUCACAAAUCUGUUUCUGCAACUCCAUCAGUCAGAUCUCAGACCUUGCCAAGUCCAGGAUCACGUCUCCCAUCACCUAUUAAGACCUCAUUGCUAUCCUCUUCUUGUUCAAGAGGUGUCAGUCCAUCUCGGUCAAGGCCAUCAACUCCUCCUAGAGGGGUUAGUCCAUCUCGAAUAAGGCCACCCAAUUCAUCCAACCAAUCCAACAAUUCAAAUUCAGUGCUCAGCUUUAUUGCCGAUUUUAAAAAAGGGAAAAAGGGUGCAACCUACAUAGAAGAUGCUCACCAAUUACGGCUUCUCUACAACAGACACUUACAAUGGAGAUUUGUCAAUGCGAGAGCAGAGGAUGUACUUUACAUCCAAAAUGCAACUGUGGAGAAAACUCUGUAUAAUGUAUGGAAGACUACUUUGUCUAUUUGGGAAUCGAUUAUUAGGAAGAGGAUCAAUCUCCAGCAGCUGCAGCUCGAGCUGAAGCUGAACUGUAUUUUGAAUGAUCAAAUGACCUACCUUGAUGACUGGGCUGUACUUGAAAGCGAUCAUGUGAAUGCUCUAUCUGGGGCUGUAGAAGACUUGGAGGCAAGCACUCUUCGUCUUCCAGUAACUGGAGGAGCAAAGGCAGAUAUUGAGCAUUUGAAGGUUGCUAUCUGUUCAGCUGUUGAUGUCAUGCAAGCAAUGGGAUCUGCAAUCUGCACUUCACUCUCACGGGUGGAGGGCAUGAAUAAUUUAAUUUCUGAAGUUGCUGUUGUAUCAUUACAGGAAAAAGCCAUGCUUGAUGAAUGUGAAGCGCUACUGACUUUUGCAACAGCUAUGCAGGUUGAAGAAUAUAGCCUCCGGACGCAUCUCAUGCAGAUCAAGCAAACUUUGGAGGUAACUAAAUAACCAAUCUCGGAAAUGUAAACACGCAUGAGUCUGACCUGCUUCUAAGCUAACAACAAGUCUCUUGCGGCUGCAGCCAAAAUGAUAUAGUAUUAGUAUCUAAUAUAUUCCUGGUUCUUCGCCAUUGUAAAUUUUUUAUAUAGGUUCUUUUUUUUUCCCCUUUCCUCAAAUGUAUUGGAAUUCAUAUUGUUCUAUAUCUUCUUCUUCUUCUUCUUCUUUCUACUCAACACUGGUGGCCCCA